Messenger RNA from Cylindrotheca closterium, 1203 nucleotides. NCBI's taxonomy places the organism in Eukaryota, Bacillariophyta, Bacillariophyceae, Bacillariales, Bacillariaceae. The record is from the annotation of a GenBank genome assembly.
AUGAAGAACAUCAUGUUCAUUCAUGCAUUGUUAGUAUGGGGUAGCGGUAUGGCUAUGGCUAGUCAGCAGCUACGGCGGGGCAAGCAGUAUUUGAAGAAUCAGAAGAUGCAACAAUUUCUCCGUUAUGUGGCGACAGAACAAGAAGCUGACGAUUUAUUAUGGGAGGACAUCGAACUACAAGCGGCAGCAAUGAGUAUGCCAACUGUUGCACCCACAACGCGACCUCCAACUUUUAGACCAACACGGCCACCCACUAGACCACCAUCACUGCCUGCCACCAACCCGCCAACGUCACUCCCUGCCACCAACCCGCCAACACCAUUUCAAACAACAACGCGCUUGCCAAAUUUGGAGCUGAUACCCAAUGAUCAAUUCAACGAGUUUGGUUUAUCGGAAUGUCAAGGAGAUUGUGACAACGACGAAGACUGUAACUUUGGAUUGAUCUGUCUGCAACGUAACUUGGGCAACAAAGAUGUUCCAGGAUGUUUUGGAGACCCAGAUUCGAUUGGCAAUGGCUCGCUAGACUUUUGCAUCCAACCUCAAGAUAUCACCACGUUAGUUAUUGUAGGUGACGAAGGUUUUCCAACGUCUGUGUUCCCUCUCGAUCAAUGUCAUGGAGAUUGCGACUCUGAUACAGAUUGUGCUCAAGGACUCACAUGUUUCCAACGAACCCGAGAUGAAGCCGUCCCAGGGUGCACUGGAAAUGGAGCAACGGGCCUCGACUACUGCCACAAUCCAACACUUUCUUCAAGAUCUGGUGAUGAUUCCCCUGUCGUUGGGACUACUAAUGGCACGCUUCCAAUACUGGAUUUCAUUGGUGAUCGAGAGAUGGAACUAUAUUCGUUACAAGAGUGCCAAGGUGACUGCGAUUUUGACUCUGAUUGCGAACUUGGUCUAGUUUGUUUCUUUCGAAGCUUUGGAGACGGGGGGCAUGUGCCUGGAUGUUCUGGCAAUGCCGAUGGUAUUGCAUCGAGGAAUGAAGAUUUCUGCAUCAAACCUCCGACAGAGAACUACUUGGUGAUCUUGGGGGACGAUGAUCACUCAGAGGCCUAUCCAUUGCCCGCUUGUGCUGGAGAUUGCGACGAGGAUGUCGACUGUAGAGAUAAUCUGGUCUGCGUUGUUCGAAGGAACACGACUCAGAUUCCAGGUUGUGAAGGGAUAGGAGAAAAAGGUUACGACUAUUGUGGUGAAGCAUCACAGUAA